UGUACGAACGAGGACUCUUAUUUAACAAGAUGGCUGCGCACAGAGCGGACGCUGAGGGUGAAAUUGUCUACGCCUGUAUAUCAAAUAUCCCGCAUGAAUUUCACUCUAAGAACCUUCGAAAUUACUUUUCACAGUUUCUUGAGGUCGGAGGGUUCCAGUGUUUUCAUUUCAUUCACCGGCCUGAAGCGAAAAUCUCUGAAAAUGGGUUCAAAACCGCGGCUUCGUACCACUCGACGACGAGUAACGUUACGGCUUCGGAUGACGUCACAUCAGGGAAAGUGCGCACAGUGGACAGCAGCUGCAGAACUUUUGAUGAAGAAUGCGAAGAAGGCUUUCCGAGGCAGAACACUGGAGAUAUUGAAAUCAAAACCAGAAAGAACAAGAAAGGCAGUGCACUGAAUACUGGUGCUAAACAACAGACAACGACAUGCUGUGUCAUUUCGUUAACAGAAUCCAACUUUGGAAAGCUUAUGAAAAUGUACUCAGGAAAGAACUGGGUGGACAGUGAAAGUUCCGUAAUGGCACAGCUAUGUCACAUAUCAAGAAUAAAGGUUGUAGAUGAAGACAUCGACAAAGAGCCACCAAGAUCUUCGCGACAAGCUUUAUCGAAGUCAUCAAUUCGAAAGCAAGAAGGAAUUGCCAUGAUAAGUGGAACAAUGUCAAGAUCGAUGCUGCAGAAGUUGCGUGAGCUCCACCCACCGGACGUCAUGCCCAAUGGCAAUGUUGGCACGCCAACCUCUGUCUUCAGUCAGCUGAUCAAAGAGUGCCGACUUCCUCCCCGGGUCAUUAAUCAGCUGGGAAUCGUUUUCCCAAAGAGUCGUUCCAACAAAAGAUAUGGGAAUGUGGCAUAUGUUUAUGAUGGGGAGAUCUAUGUUGCUGAAGAAGAAGAAGAAGUAGAAAAAGAUGUGGCUACAGGGAGUGGUUAUACAUUACGCCGGGACAAGAGGACAUGUUUGAGUCAGAACCAGGUCUCAAAUCAAGUGCAGGACAAGAAAAAGAAGAAGAAAGAAAGAAAACACAGCAAGACAAAGAAGCAGAAAACAGGCCUUGACAACAUCAGCAGCAGCAAUAAUUGUCUUUCUCCCCCAAAAUCAGACAAGGAUGAUGACUCUGGUGAGGAAUGGGAUCGUCAUGAAGCCUUGCACAAUGACGUGACCAAUCAGGAGAGGACAACGGAGCGCCUGUUUGAGAGUGAGAUGGAGGUCACCUGGGACAAGGGAAGCAGUGGACUUGUCUUCUACACCGACGCUGCAUUCUGGGACAAGCAAGACGGCGAUUUUGAUGAGAAAACUGCAGAUGACUGGGAUGUUGACAUGAGUGGCUACAAUGACCCAGAUGGAGGGGAUAAAGAUGCUCGUGACUUCAUUCAGAUGAGAGAACAGCAGAGAAGACUUGAGGGAGUAGAGAUUGUUAGUGCCUUCUCCCCAGACAAAUUCAACAAGAAAGAGAUGAGAGAAAGGAGACGGAGAGCAAGGCUGAGAGACGAGAUGGACAAGAGAAUUGCUGAGGACUUAGCACGACCCAUGGGAGAAUUUGAGAAACACUCAAAAGGUUUUGGGAGGAAGUUGAUGGAAGCACAAGGUUGGAAGGAAGGUGAAGGAUUAGGGAAGGAUGGAAACAAAGGAAUGGAAUCGGCAUUACACAACGAAGGACAGAACAGCUUUGAUAAAAGAGGCAUUGGAUAUUACGGGAAGCAGCUGUCACCAACUAAAAGUUCCCAGCCUGCCUUUAAAAGACCUAAAAAAGGCAAAAGAGCGGUCCUGAUCUCAACCAUCUACGAUGACCCUGAGGUGACUGACCCCAUGGAACGGCUGCUCAGAUCCCAAGGACCGAACAGUUUGAAAUUUAGAAACAAUGUGAACUUCACCAAAGCUGCGGGCACAGACUUGAAAAGAUUGCAUAGUGUACCUGAAAAGGAAAAGCCAACCGUUAAUUAAAACAUGUUACAAAGUUACAUUUAUUUAUAUUUU
Molecule: messenger RNA, 1970 nt
Organism: Patiria miniata (bat star)
Lineage: Eukaryota; Metazoa; Echinodermata; Asteroidea; Valvatida; Asterinidae
Product: G patch domain-containing protein 3-like
Exons: 7
Coding region: 30-1937 (635 amino acids)
Biological process (GO): negative regulation of type I interferon production; positive regulation of DNA-templated transcription; negative regulation of RIG-I signaling pathway
Molecular function (GO): nucleic acid binding
Source: RefSeq, a predicted model, not a curated record